AUGUCCAGACUUUUGAAGAUAUGUUUCUUGUUGAUAUCACUGAAUCAUGCUGAGGUUAUUCACAGUCAGAGCUCUGAAGAUUUGCCUCCAUUAUUACACAAAGCUCUGGAGGAAGUAAUAACUGGGAAAUAUCUGAAUGCCCUCCUUGAUAUACUUAAUUUUCAAAGUUCUAAUGUCUGGACAGCAGAUAUGCUUACAAAAGUCAUGGCAUAUUUUCAUGCCCAGGAAGUUAUGUUUACUCUUAGCAGCCUCCAGAUGUCCAUACAAAGUUACCUGAAGAACCUUUUAUACCAGCCUAGGCAACUACUGUCUGAAUUUCAACAACUUGAUCAGCAGCAGUUCCAAACUGCAAUGAAGUAUCUCUUCAACAGCAGGAAGGAGCAUCUUGAAACGGGAAAUAUUAUUCUUGAUUGGGAUGAGACUAGAGAGAGAAUUUUUCAAAGCCCAGGAGUAAACAGGACCUUGUUCCUUGUCACACUGGAUAAAUGCUUCCUGGCUCUGAGUGCUUUGGACUGUGUGGAUAUCCUAAGCCAGGUUUUGCAUGUGUCAGCGGUGAACUAUCUCCAACCCGAUGUCAUUGGGAGCCUCCCAGGCAUUCUGCUGGAGGAUGCUUUCAGAAACCUAUCAUCAUUAUUCAAGGACCUCUAUGACAAAACCUCAGCAAAUACUCAGAGAGCUCUGUAUGGCUGGAUGAAGCAGAUUCUACAAAAAUCCUAUAACAGGAGUGACUUCAAUGAAUCAACUUCUUGGGUCAGUGCAGAAAGCUUAUGGAUUUUGGGAAGAUUCAUGGUCCAUCUCCCAUUAGAAGAAAUUCUGAAAAUUAGCCUCAGUGAAAUCAGACUGUUCAUUAGCUACGACAACGCGACAAAGCAGCUGGACACGGUGUAUGAUAUCACACCAGAGCUUGCACAGGCUUUCCUGGAGAGGAUAAACUCAUCAGGAUUUGAUAUGAGGAACACUUCAACCAUCUACAGGCUGGGUUUAUUGGUUUGCUUUUAUGAUGACCUGGAACAGAUGGAUGCAGCUGUGGCCCGGGCUUUACUUCAUCAAAUGAUUAAAUGCAAUCAACUGAGAGGUUUCCAGGCUGAGGUUCACAAGCUCAAAUCCCAACUCCUGAACAUUGCCAUGCAAAACCAGACAUUGAAUGAUACCCUUGGAUCUCUGUCAGAUGCUGUGGUCGGACUAACUUCAAGUCAGCUGGAAUCUCUGUCACCUGAAGCAGUGCAUAAUGCUAUUGCAACAUUAAACCAAGUCUCUGGCUGGGCAAAGAGCCAAGUUAUGAUUUUAUCCAGUAAAUACCUCUCUUAUGAAAAGGUGUUAUCAUUCCAUGAUGUCAGUCAAAUGGGUGCUUUGGUAACGGGCAUCAGCACCCAGUCCCUCUACAGCAUGAACCCAGGGGAGCUCUCCCAGCUUAUUCGAGGCACAACAUCCCAGCACUUGUCUGACUUAUCUCCUGCCCAACAACAAGGGAUCCUCAGGAAGAUAGCUGCAUCUGGAGAUUUUUCUUCAUCAGUCAAAGAGAUACAAGGAGCUUUUUUUAAAGAAGUAUCUCUUUCUGGUUUAUGGAAGCAGACUGGAUAUAGUUCUUCAGUGAUGAAAGAAAAAGAACUAAGAAGAAGCCAGGCUUUGUAUCUGUAUGAAUUACUGUCUAAGAAAAACAAUCCCGUUGACCUUCUAAGCACAGGACAGCUUGUGAAAGGAGUAACUUGUCAACUCAUUGAAAGUAUGGGCACAGACAUAUUUUUAAACAACUUCAAAUUCUUUGAAAUGAAUCUUCAUCUGCUUUCUCCAUAUCAGGUUAAUUGUUUAGCUUGGAAGUUUUGGAAGGUCUCCAAUGCAUCUAUUCCUCCCUUCCUCUUACUGGUGCUUCCUUCUGAGUACCUGGAGUUCGUUUCAGGCCCUUUGUGUGUCCCUUUCAUUGAAAGUCUGGGGAAGACUGAAAUGGACCUUUUGAAUCCAGGCCGUCACAAAAGGAAUGCUGUCCUGCAAAAAGUACAGGAGUGCUUGAACGGCUCUGUGGCUGAUGAAUAUGAUGUUGACCUACUUGGAAAUCUAAUCUGCCACUUACCUCCAGCCUUUCUACAAGGCAGAGUGUCCCUGAAGGCAAUGGCAACAGCCCUCCAUCAAUUCAAACUCUGCCAACAGCUCAGCCACGAGCAGAAGACUGAAAUUAAAUACAAACUCCUUGAGUUAUAUGGCUCCUCAAACAACUGGACAGCAGCAACAACAUUAGAUAUUGGACCAUUCAUAGCUCUGCUGUCAAAGGAGGAAUUAAAUGUCCUUGCUGAAAAGUUCCCAGACAUCAUUUUACAAAUAGCAAAGACAAUUGGACCAGUUUCUUCAGCUGAAGGGCUUUUAUCAACUGUGUUUGAGUCUGUCUCCAAUGCCACUGCCAACACCCCCUCAUCUCUCACCACACCUGAUUGCCUGGGAACCAGAGUUCCUUCUUCAGACGAAAUAAUUAAAUUAGCAGAAGCAAAUAUCUUUUGGUCAGAUCAGGAACUGAAAUGCAUGGACCCAGGGACUUUUGACAAAAAUGUGGAACUUCUUGGGACUGUCUCAGGUUUUAACAACUCCCAGCUUACUGCCUUGAAGGAAAAAGCCAAGCAGGUCUGGGGGUUGCUGCCUGACUGGAAGAGUUACCACAUUGUUUCCCUGGGUCGCAUUGCUCUGGCCCUCACUGAGCACGAAAUCCAAGAGCUGGAUUUGCAUUCCAUCGACACUGUUUCUGUGCUUAGUCAGCAAACAGAGUGGACUCUUACCCAGGCAAGAUCUAUUUUGGAAGGGUUUCUAGAAGACUCUGGCCAGACCAUCAGCACACUAAAAAGCUUUGAUUUAGUUGGAUUAGGAGCUAUUCUCUGUGCUUUGAACUCCACAGAAAUCAUGUCCAUAAGGACUGCUGAAUUCAGUGCUGCAGUUGCAAGAAUUGGCCUGUUGGUUUGUAGCACCCCUGUUCUGAGGCAGUUUAAGAAGAUGACAGAAUCUGUGUUUGGUGCUGCUACCAGCUGGAAUGGCUCUGUCUUACAGGAAAUUGGUACUAUAGCAGGUGGUUUGAAUGAGGAUGAAUUAAAAGCUGUUGAUAAAAGCUUGAUGCCAUAUUUCCAGCCAGCAGCAGUAAGACAUAUACCUCCUGAAAUAUUCCAAGCAUUGUCCCCAGAACAAAUAGCAAACCUGGGCCCUGAAAAUGCCGCCAUGGUUACGGGAUCACAGCAGGAGCAUCUGGAUGCAGCACAGCUCCAGAGCCUGAGGCUGGCGCUGGAUGGAGCCAGGACCAGCCCCCUCGAGGCACAGAGCAGUGCAGGAUCCACCCAGGAGGUGCAAACCCCGGCUCCAAGUGGUGCUCCUUGUUUGAGCAGCUUUGGCAUCUGGUUGUGUGCUGUGUUUACACUGCACCUGCCUUUCUGAACCUAUGAUCGUGAAUCUUGAGAGUCCUGGAGCUUACAACAGAUAUGCUAGAGAAAAAGAGUUUCAGCUCAGCAUGAACAGUAGAGUCAAGAGGCUCUGAGACUUCUGAGUGCAAAGUGAUUAAUUUUUUAAAAGCAACACACUCAUCUGCCAUCAUGCUGAGAAUUAUUUCCUUUCCACACCUUUACCAUUAGCAAGUAGCUCAGUAUCCCUCCAAAUACUUCAAAUUUCAAAACUAAAAAUGGUCAAUCUGUCUCAUGAGAAAAUCAGUGACAGAUAAGAUUAUGUGUUGGGAAGGAACCUGAAUGACCUGGGGGCAGGUAACAGGGGACUGCUAUUUGGAGGCUUAUGUCUGGUACCCAGUGCUUUUUACAUGGGCUAAUUUGGCCACACUAUUGUACCAAUCUGUUGGGUUUUCUUCUACUUCAAGUGUACAUUCCCUGGACUGGGGCGAUCCUUCUGUGUGAUGUAGUAGAAACUGCACUAAAAGUUAUUACUGUUGCAAUAAAAUAACUUCUGGGCUGCUGGUUUAAAUCCUGCUCAGAUAAGAAGUGAUAACACGUUUUUAGAAUUUAAGCACCUGCACCUGUUUGUAUUCGACACAGAACUGGUGACACUGGCAUUGGCAAUAUAUUAGUAUUUAAUGUGAAAAAAUGCACCAUGGAAACCUGCUUGUGUUCAUCAAGAGACAGUCCCUUCACUUCAGGCAGGGUUGAAGUGUACAUCUGGGAAUGCUAAGGGAAAACUGUGCACUGGGUCUAGUCUAUAUACUACUAAGACUCUACAUACUACUACAAGCCUCUGCAUGUAAACAUACAUUUUGAUGCUGCUCAUCAUGAUUUUAUGCCAAGAAUUCAUGGUACAGUUUUCCAUUUUGCCAUUUUAAAAGUCUUUAUCUUUUCUAGAUUAAAGGUGGCAAUACAUAGACUGAAAAGUUUAGCUUUGUUAUUCAGGGCUGUACUGUAGUAAAUGCCUUUCCAACUGUUAUUUGUAUUUCUUUGUGGCAAAAAUUACAUCUGGAUUCUCACCCCUGAAAACAUAACUGAAAUUUUGCUGAGAUGGGGAAGCAAUAGGAGUGGGCUGAGAGGGAGAGCUUCAGGGAAGAGUCUUGCUGCUUUGCUGCUGCUGGGGAAGGUGAAUGUGAGCUGUUGCUGCUGUUGGGAAUAACAGUUCCCACCACAGUCCCAGAGAUUCUGUAAUUCCUGCAGCAGCAGGAGCCAACCUGAUUUUCGGGGCUUUGUUAUUGGCAAAGUAGGAGUGAGAGCAUGGCCAUUUUCACCCCCCUCUCCCUUUCCUCCUUCAGCAAUCUGCUGCCUUUGCCUGUAACCAGCCCUGUCAGAUGUGACAUGAUGUUACACAUAAUACUACAUGCUUUAGUUCUGCAUUUUAUAAGCAAAGAACUCUUGAUUGCUGCAAACUGCCUGGCACCUUUUUCUUGAAUUCUAAUGGUGAGAUUCCAGCUUUUCCCAUCGUGUUUCCUUUUCUGCAUUUGAACAGUAGAUUGGAAAAUUUAUUUAAAUAGCAAGAAAUUUGUUUUAUCAAUCCCAGCAAAUACUCGUGAAUGCCCACUAAAACCGAAAAAUACUCCAGUGGGUCAAAGACCUUAUAAAGAUUUAUCUGUGUUUUCACAUUAAAAAGUUCCACCUCACUUAGAUGUGAAAGUACCAAAAGGUUGUUUGAUUUCUAGAAAUUGCCUGACUUGAAUUCUGUGUGCACUUCAGUGAAGAUGCAGGAGAGUGUUUUCAUGUCAAGACGACAGUCAGCAUUUCCAGUUCAGCUGCCUAAGUCAGAUACGUGCCUUAGCUAUAGCAAGCACUUCAAAAAUCUAUAUGAGCUGCAAGUGAUCUUCUUCUGUCAAUAAAAGGUACCUGGGAGUGAUUCCAUCUGCAAUCAUGGGAGUCAGAGUUUAGCUUUUAAUUGGAGCAGGAGUGAGCUCUUUGUUUUGUGCCAUCUGUGCUGUAAUUUCUUUCAAGCACAAGUGCUUUUUAAUAGCUGAACUCCUUGAUUACUUAUAUAUUUUAUUAAAUUAAUAAUUCUGUUAAGAACUUUGGCAUUGCAUUUGGUUGAAGAUGCAUCUAUUUUUUUACAAGAGUAGUGUAGGAGGGGUAAAUGUGGAGCACCCACUUAAUGUCCUUAUUUCAUGGUGAGAUUACAAGUCCUAUUUGGUUCAUGAGAUGGCGUGAGCAUCUUGGAUGGCAAGUAUUCUAGAAAAGGAAUUUUACUCUUGCCAAUGAGUAAAGGUCACUGAUGGAAAAGCCCAUUCUACAAAAUCUGUGUUUCAUGAGACGCCUCCCUCAAAACUGUUGAAACUGAAUUUCUGUGGGAAGAAUAGAUGGAAAGGAGAGAGAGGCAUGGAGAGCACUAGUAUGCAUGGUAUGUAAUCCAUGUAUGUAAUCUGCUAUCCAUUCACAAUCCAGCACACUCCCAUGGCUAAGAGGAAAAUCAAACAUGUACACUUUCCUUUUUACUCCUGUGAAACAAACCACAGAACCCCUUCAUGCAGAUAUCCAUUAUCCACAGGAUCCAGUCAUAUGGAUCUGUCCCCUGUGCAGAUGUCUAUCACAUACAACAUGCAUGUGAUCACUUUUACUGGAAUGCAUUCAUGGGAAAAAUGUCUCACAGUCCCUCUCUUUUCCCAUGAUCAGGAUUUGGGAGAAUCCCAAAAAGAGAAAUGUUGUAUAAAGAUUUGACUCUUAAAGAAAUGUUGCUGUUUGUUGUAGAUGUGGAUAACAUUAGUUUAAACCAAGCUUAAUUUUUCCUAUAUUCUUUCUAGUUCUUUUGGUUCUUUGAGAAUGAAAAAAAGUAAUCAGAUUUGGGCAUCAAUCUGCUGUUGAAUAUAUAUCAUGACAAUAAUGCUACUUACUCCAGUCCACUUGUGACUCCUCUGAUGGUUGCUGGGCAGUGCCAUGCAUCCUGUGGAAUGUCCAUCCAACUCUUCACAGUCUGACCUAACUCUGGUGUAGGCCUGGCUCUUCUGGGUGUUGUGAGCCAUGUGACAGGUGCCCCUGUCUGGCAGUAUGUACAAGGAGGUAUUUCAUUUAAUUCCUUUGAUUGGAAUUAAGAGGUUAACAGAUGGGAAGAAAUACUUUGUUGGCUGAUUAUUUCAGUGCCUGAUACCUUUAUAUUCAGAAUUGUGUUUAGAAAAAAGAGGGGGGCUACUGGUUCUGGAUCAUCAGUAGGGAAAAUAUCUCUAUGACUUGGUACUGAGGCAAAUGCCACAUUUGUGGUAUCUUUAAAAUCCCCAAAGGUUAAAAAACAACUACCCAUCCCCAAUGUCUGAAAACUGUCCCUGUUAAAGCUGGCAUUAUGGCUGUUGUCAGGUUUUGUGCAGUACAUGGAAUGUUUCACUCCUGGUGAUCCCAAUCUGUCACAUCAGAGCUAACCAACUCUUCAGGGUGAGGCUCUAAAGAUUCUGCUUAAAAAAAAAAGGAAAGGUGCCCUUCCUUAAUUUUAAGAAGCUCUUUUUUCCUCUGUAUAAUCUGCUCAGUUAUGUACUGCAUUAUGGCAGAUUUACCUUAUCACUUGACUGCUGCCCCCAGGGACCAUCCCCACCUCAUUUAUUUUCCAGUAACACAAAUUGCAGCCCCAUCAUAUUGGACUGGGACCUUUUCAGAGUCCCACUGACUGCCCACCUUGGAGCAGAUGCGAGACAUGCCCCAAGGUGUGCCAGACAAACCUGGGGCUAUAGGAGAGGUCUGACUCCAAGGACACUCAGAAAUAAGCAAGGAAUCCAAUAGUCGCCUGGAAUGUGCCACUUGAGCAGGUAACUGGCUGGAGAGCACGUGCUGGUAUUUUGGCUCGUGCUGUGUUGUGGUUAUAGACACCACACGCUGCUUCCCAGUGGGGCAGUGCCAAUUCCAGCACAGCAGUCGAGGAACGGAAUCAUCAAAGUGCAGCACCUUGUUUCCCUGUGGUAGCUCGGCUUCCUUUGAAGGAGAAAUCAAAUUUCAAAUAGUCUCUUCCUCUUUUUCUUUUUCUCCCUCAAAAAGGGCUGAUAAUUUAAGGCUGAUACACAACUUAAA
Messenger RNA from Neopelma chrysocephalum (saffron-crested tyrant-manakin), 7427 nucleotides. It is a transcript of the gene OTOA, whose product is annotated as otoancorin. Gene Ontology annotation, cellular component: cell surface. The record is from RefSeq and is a predicted model, not a curated record. Bases 1 to 3405 code for a protein of 1134 amino acids. Gene Ontology annotation, biological process: cell-matrix adhesion. The transcript is spliced from 29 exons. NCBI's taxonomy places the organism in Eukaryota, Metazoa, Chordata, Aves, Passeriformes, Pipridae.